Molecule: messenger RNA, 1485 nt
Organism: Ruditapes philippinarum (Manila clam)
Lineage: Eukaryota; Metazoa; Mollusca; Bivalvia; Venerida; Veneridae
Exons: 3
Coding region: 1-1485 (494 amino acids)
Source: RefSeq, a predicted model, not a curated record
AUGUCCCGCGUGCUGGUAAGGCGAGGUGGUGGUGUAGCUAUCAUCCAUAAAGCUUCUAUACAAGUCACCACUGAGUCGUCAAGUCAAAGCAAGGAAUUCUCACAAUUUGAGUUCAUGGACUUAGGCGAUCUGAACCUUCAUCUAGAUAUACCAGACAACAACGAUACGAGAAAAUUUACAAGUAACCUUGAUGCAUGUGGUAUGCAUCAGCAUGUACAAGAACCAACCCAUGUUGCAGGUCAUACAUUGGACGUAGUGAUAUCAAGGGAAACAGACAACAUUGUAUCAAACAUAGAGGUCGUAGAUCCUGGACUCUCUGAUUCUAGUGGAAAUAUCUUACGUGACCAUUUUGCUGUUACAUUUGAUGUCAAAACCUCAAAACCUGCACCGGUACGGAAAUUGGUUUCUUACAGAAAACUUCGCGCAAUUGACAUUGAUUCUUUUCGAGAUGACAUACGGAAAAUGGAAUUCUUCAACAAAGAGUGUAUCCCUUCUGACAUAGAUGGUUUUAUGAUGGAGUAUUCAGACAGUCUAACCUCUAUUUUGGAUAAACAUGCUCCGAUGAUUAACAAGACUAUUUCAUUGAGACCUGCUUGUCCGUGGUAUACUGAGCAACUCCACGAAGUCAAACAUGAAAAACGUAAACUGGAACGGAAAUGGCGUGAAACUAAACUUACAAUAGACCAUCAGAUCUACAGAACACACUGUUCUAGUGUGAACAAGAUGUUAAAACAAGCUCGUGUAGAAUACUAUACAAGUAAAAUAGAGUCUUGUGGCAAUGAUCAUAAAAGUCUAUCUAAGAUUACCAAAGGUCUACUUGGAGAUACAAAUGAAGUGAUUCUACCAUUUGAUUCAUCUUCAGAGCGCCUUGCCCAGAAAUUCAGUGACUUCUUUAUUGGAAAGAUUGAAACAAUAAGGAAUAACAUACGUUCUCAAACACAAUCGGUACCUGAUAAUGUAGAUAUGGAAUCUGCAUAUACGGGUGUCAAAUAUACUGUGUUUGCUCCAACCACAGAGCAGGAAGUGAAAGCAUUGAUUACAAAAUCAGCCACCAAAUCCUGUGAGUUAGAUCCCAUUCCAACAUGGCUGUUAAAAGAAUGCAUAGAUGAACUAACACCAGUGAUAACCAGUUUUAUAAACGUGUCCUUGGAUGCUGCUUAUGUACCAAAAAUGUUCAAACACUCACGAAUAAGACCACUUCUAAAGAAACCAAAUCUAGAUCCUAACGAACUGAAAAACUAUAGGCCUGUGUCUAACUUGCCAUUCCUGUCUAAAAUCUUGGAAAAGGUCGUUGACGUACGACUUGAGAGCCAUCUGAAGACAAAUAAUCUACACGAGGUCAACCAAUCUGCUUAUCCAAGGCAGCGUGCUCGACUAAGCAAGCUUGAUACAGUGACCUCCUGUACACAGGUUGAGAUUAUGAUGGUGAGCAAGUGUGCAAAGUCAUAUGACGAUGGAUUAUCUGAGGUGGUACGGAAAACGUAA